AUGGGUCAAGCUCCUUCUCUUUCACAAACAGGCGCAACAGCUCAAACUUCUGGCUUCGUCCAAGCUGACCCUCCGGAUCAUCCAUCAUCAUCCUCUGCUGAAGAAACAGCAUUCGCAGGAGCGGGAGGAGGACUAGGUUCUUCACCUAAUGUUCCUAAACCUGGUACUUCCAUCGAUCCCAACACCGGGAAACCUUAUACUGCCGGUUUGACAAGAAUCGAGUUGGCUCAGAUCCGAGCGGCCAAAGCGGUGGCGGCAGCCCAGGCAGAGGUAGAGGCGCAAGUUGGGGGUUUGAAUGUGGGUCAAGAGGGUGGCGUGAGGGAGAAUGUAGGUGGGGCAAAACUGGAAGAUCUGAGUGGGAGGGAACAAGCUGCGAGGCAAUUGACUGGAGGGUUGGAGGUAGAGAAGGAGGAGAAGGAAUUACCUGGGGGUUAUGGACGUGUAACUCCUCUUCCCGUACCCGGUACUGCCGAACAUGCCCCAACGUCUAUCUAUAAGGACGUCGGGGACACUUUGCAUACAUUGGGCACAGCCGCAUUCUCUGCUUUACCUUCGAGCAUCGUAGGGGCUCUUUCCAACCACCCCCACCCCGAGGGCCAGGUCUCCCCCAAGAGGGACACAGCGGCAUUGCUCGAUCAAGCCAAGAUACAAGCGGACAAGGUUGUCCACGAUGUACAGAGCACCAUCGCCUCUCACCACCCUUCUCACACAUCUCACACCUCAGACUCCUACGCCGCGCUCGCCACGGACAAAGCAAACUCUCUUGCCGCGUCCACAUCGGACAGAGCCAACUCUCUGGCCGCUUACGCAACCGAACAAGCAAAGUAUCUUGCAGCAGUCGCUUCGGAAAAGGCGACUACUCUAGCCCAGCACACUUCCGAUCACGCCAAUGCACUGGCCACAUCCACCGCACAGACAGCAGACUCUCUCGCUGCUGUCACUGCAGCCAAGGCUACCGAACUUGCGUCUCUAACUUCGGCCAAGACCCAAACUGCCGCCAACGGCACUGCCGAUAAGCCAGCGAUCGUCGACGGAGCGACCUCAGGGACGACACAUGGUGCUGCUACUGUCAAUGCGGAGAUAGGAGACACUCUCUUGCAGCAGGCCAAGGGGUUGGUGCAUGGUGCUUUGGCGUAUACUGGAGUCGUCGCGGCGAAUAGUCCUGCUCGUGCUGCUGGAGAACUGACAGCAGUUGUCCCCAAAGUCUCGCUCCCUUCCAACGAACCCGCUGGUGCUUUGCCUGGUGAACGAUCAAGCGGAGUAGGUGCUCUUCCCGGGAAAAACACCGAAGCUGGCGUUGCCGUGCUGCCGGACGAGAAAGCUCCAAAGCUCUCUCUCCCCUCCCAAGAAGUACAAGGCGCAGUCCCUAGCGAGACUUCCGGUGGAGUGGGAGCUCUUCCCGGGGUCUCGUCGGAAAAAGGUGUCGCUUUGUUGCCGCAUGAACGAGGCAUUUCUCAUUCCGGUGCACCUCUCCCCGCUACCUUCCUUGGCACCAGCCCUGCCAAAGUUCCACUAUCCACUGGCGAGCCCACAUCUGCAUCCGCUGUGGAAUCCCACGACGGCGCUGGCGGCAAAGAACAUUCUGGACUCUUGAGUCCUAGAUUCGCCAAUGACCGAACUACUUCUAUGGCCAGCGUCACUGCCAUUCGGGGUGGGCACGAAGGUGAUCGACACAAUUCCCUCGACUCAGCUGUCCCAACCCCUGAAGGUCAGAAACACAGCAUAAUCCCUUUCUCCCUUACGCCAGGUAAUGAAUCCGAGGGAGUUGGACAUCCUUCUACUCGAGGGAACGAAAGUACUUCAAGAUCACCUGGGAAAUACCCCAAGGUGGACCAUAACACCAUUGCUGGGGAAGGUGCAAAAACUCAGAGAAACCCUUCUUUUCCAAGUCAAAUGGCCAACCUCAACUUGAACCCUACUUCCAGCUCAACACCUGCUGUAUCGUCCGGUCCAUAUACGUUGGGAGCUCCUGUUUCGGGCUUGGACCCCAGUACGAAUGCUAGAUUGUCCUCUGCUUUAGACCCAGAAUGGGAUAUCAAACCUUUACCAACUCUGGCUGAAUUGGGUUACAAGAAUACGCAAUCGUCUUCGACGACUGAACCGAUAACAACCAACAUCUCAACUCCGGUGAAGUCAGAGGAAGAGAAAAUCGGAUCUCCUAAACGUUCCAAGAGCCCUAGACUGCCAGCAAGACCAUCAUCACCACUGAAAAGUCCUCCCAUCCUUCCUUCUUCAUCAGAUAUCGUCCCGAAUAAGGAUAUCCCCCAAGCGGUCCAACCUGUCCCAGUUUCUCAAGGCUUACAAACCGGACAAGGUUCUGUAGAUCCAACACGUCCCUCUGACGAAAUCAAAUCAGGACGAAAGAGUCCUAACAAACUUCAAAACUUUCCCGAAGGUCCUAGACGUAGCGUAUCACCCAUAAGACCUUUGGGGGAACAUGAACGAACCACUUCGAACGCUUCGGAAAGUAAGAAGAAAGUGGGGUUUAUGAAUAAGUUGAAAGGUGAGAUUAAAGUGUUUAGUGGGAAGAUUAAGAAUGAUCAAGAGAGGGUUCAGUUGGGUGAGAGGAUGAAGAAUGGAGAUGAGUAAAUUUAGUUCGAACACUGUUCUCCAUACGUGUUCCCAUAUGAUCAAUAUGGGUGGAUUUGAAGAGGGAGGAGCAGACAAGAAGUGGGAAGGCUAAAGAAGACUGGUAAAUUGUAGACAAUGAGUUGGUGAAAUGUACUUGUGCAUGUGCUUGAAGUUUGAAAAGGAUGUGUGUACGUUUUGGAUACACGAUCGUAAUGUUCAAGGUACAUACUCAGUUUGAUAUGCAUCAUGCUUUCUAGUC
This is a messenger RNA of Tremella mesenterica DSM 1558, 2830 nucleotides long. RefSeq lists its product as uncharacterized. NCBI's taxonomy places the organism in Eukaryota, Fungi, Basidiomycota, Tremellomycetes, Tremellales, Tremellaceae. The record is from RefSeq and is a predicted model, not a curated record. Bases 1 to 2589 code for a protein of 862 amino acids. The transcript has 9 exons.